AUGGUUUUGGAUGGACGGCUAAUAGCCAUAAAAAGACUCUCAAAAAGCUCAAUGCAAGGUGGAAAAGAGUUCAGGAAUGAAGUUUUGUUGAUCGCCAAGCUUCAACAUAGAAAUUUAGUCACAUUCAUCGGUUUUUGCCUUGAAGAACAAGAGAAAAUUUUUAUUUAUGAAUAUGUGCCGAACAAGGGCCUUGAUUACUUCUUAUUUGAUGCUCAACAAACAAAGUUCUUAAGUUGGCCCGAACCUUAA
This is a messenger RNA of Lathyrus sativus (Indian pea), 249 nucleotides long. The record is from the annotation of a GenBank genome assembly. NCBI's taxonomy places the organism in Eukaryota, Viridiplantae, Streptophyta, Magnoliopsida, Fabales, Fabaceae.